UAUUAGACCAUUGGCAACACGACGACUAAUCGCACAUGCUAAUUACACAAACCUAUAACAGUCAGCGAAUCUGUUGGCUAAUUGCCCAUUUGAUCUUAACCACCACCCAUUUGCACACUCUACUCUGUUCCCACGUUAAACCGCAAUUAGUUGCAAUAACAAAGGGUCCCAGAGUAUCAGCCCAACAAAACUCUCGUCACCCUCACCCCAGCUGGAGCUGGAUCCAUCCUCCCUCGAUCCCGUCCCAUGGGCGCCUCCACUCCCCGCCACCAUCUCAGCAGCUCGUCCCUCCCGCAACCCCUCCUCACCAAGCGGAUCAUCACCUUCGCGCUCUACGCCCUCAUCCCCCUCGCCCUCCUCCACUACCUCAUCUCCCUCCCUCCUCCUGCCCAUCAGACCACCUCCGCCGCCGCCACCUCCCCAUCGCCGCCGCAGGGGCCCAAAGCCGCCGCGGUUACCGAGAAGGCGGCCGCGGGCGCCAAAAGGACGCGUGCGGCGCCGCGGUGCGACUACUCGGAUGGGGCGUGGGUGCGGAGCGCGGCGGCGCCGCUGUACAACGGGACGAGCUGCGGCGGGACGAUCAAGGCCCGGCAGAACUGCGAGGCGCACGGGCGGCCGGACACGGGGUACCUCCGCUGGCGGUGGCGCCCGCGCGGGUGCGCGCUCCCGCCCUUCGACCCGGCCGAGUUCCUGCGCCUCGUCCGCGGCCGCCACGUCGCCUUCGUGGGCGACUCCCUGGCGCGGAACCAGUGCGAGUCCCUCGUCUGCCUGCUCACCUCCGCGUUCCCGGCCCAGCUGGUGCGCGGCGCCGGCGGCGGCGACGGGGACGGCGACGGCGACGAGCUCCGCAAGUUCCGGCGCUGGGCGUUCCCGUCCCACGACGCCACGGUGUCGGUGUUCUGGUCGCCGUUCCUGGUGAACGGCACGGAGAAGGUCAAGUCGGGAGCGGCGGGGGUGGAGCACAACCGGCUGUACCUGGACCAGCCCGACGAGCGUUGGGCGGCGGAGCUCCCCGGCAUCGACGUGGUGGUGCUCUCCGCGGGGCACUGGUUCCUCCACUCGGCCAUGUUCUACGACCGCGGCGCCGUGGUCGGUUGCCACCACUGCCCGGAGCCCAACCGCACGGAGACGGGCUUCUUCGGCGCGUUCCGCCUCGCCGUCCGCGGCGCGCUCCGCGAGGUCGUCCUCCGCGGCGCCAGGGCCCAGCAGCAGCAGCAACGGGAACGCCGCCGGCCGAAGCUGGCGGUGGUGACGACGUUCUCGCCGGCGCACUUCGAGGGGGAGUGGGACAGCCCGACGGCGUGCGCGCGCACGGAGCCGUACGCGCCGGCGGAGCGGGGGGUGGAGUACAUGGACGGCGAGAUGCUGCGCGCCGAGGUGGAGGAGGCCGCGGCGGCGGGCGCGGACGCCAGGGCGCGCGGGGCAGGCGUGACGGUGGAGGCGGUGCAGGUGACGCGGAUGGCGGCGCUGCGCGCGGACGGGCACCCGGGCGCGUACAUGCACCCGUUCCCGUUCGCCGGCGGCGCGAGAGAGCGCGUGCCCAACGACUGCGUGCACUGGUGCCUGCCCGGGCCCAUCGACGCGUGGAACGAGAUCCUGCUGCAGGUCGUCAAGCGCUGGGCCGACGCCGCCGACGCCGACGUCGACGCCGAGUCCUCGGCGCCGUGAACCCAGUUUUACUUUUACCACGAGGGAUGAUCGAAGGGCCUUUAAACUAGGACGGGGAGUUGGGCUCAAAUUCACAGGAAUCUGUUUUAACUAGGUUUUGGAGCAGUUCUUUCGCCGGAAAUGCCCUCGGUAAAACGAGCUGAUGUUGUUUUUGGGUUGCACUAACAGUGUGAGUGGUUAUGCAGUUCUUUCUGCGCUCGUCGAUCGUUGUAUUGUCUUCUGACGCCCGUUGGUAGUACACUGGUAGGAAUGAUCGAAUCUGAAAUGAGAACUCUUGGAGCA
This is a messenger RNA of Setaria italica (foxtail millet), 1950 nucleotides long. RefSeq names its product protein ALTERED XYLOGLUCAN 4. The record is from RefSeq and is a predicted model, not a curated record. Lineage: Eukaryota; Viridiplantae; Streptophyta; Magnoliopsida; Poales; Poaceae. Gene Ontology annotation, cellular component: Golgi apparatus. Bases 247 to 1668 code for a protein of 473 amino acids. Gene Ontology annotation, molecular function: O-acetyltransferase activity. The transcript has a single exon.